AAGCCAAUCCCAUCGCAUGCGUAUGUAUAUGCAACAACAAUUAAGAUAGUAGUAAUUCAAUUCAAGAAACGAUCUCCAGUUUAGGCAAAGAUGGGGAGCAGUGUUGUGUGGAAAAUUGUUUUGCUAUUGGUUUUUAUUGGAUGGCUUUUCAUCUGGAUAAUGUUACCUACAAAGACUUACAAAGAUUCAUGGACUCCCCAGCUCAAAAUCAAGCUCAACUCCACAUAUUUCAGAGAACAAGGGACAAAUCUUCUUUUAUUUACAUUUCCUAUAAUGUUGAUAGCUGCUCUGAGCUGCAUCUAUCUUCAUCUUUACAGCAAGUCAAGUUCUGAUCAGAGUACUAAUGGCAAUAAGGGGCAAUAUUUUCGUUCAUGGAAACGGCCUGUGCUUGCGAUGGCUCCUCUGGGAAUUGUGAACGCCGUUGAGCUUGCAUUUGCUGCUAUGUUUAUCGCCCUUCUAAUUUGGUCUUUAGCCAACUACGUCUGUAUCAGCUUUGGUCGUCUCCAUAUGCACAACGCUGGAGAGAGAGUGUAG
Nicotiana tabacum (common tobacco) is the source of this 534-nucleotide messenger RNA. The record is from RefSeq and is a predicted model, not a curated record. NCBI's taxonomy places the organism in Eukaryota, Viridiplantae, Streptophyta, Magnoliopsida, Solanales, Solanaceae.